Messenger RNA from Laetiporus sulphureus 93-53, 3225 nucleotides. RefSeq lists its product as uncharacterized. The record is from RefSeq and is a predicted model, not a curated record. The transcript is spliced from 17 exons. The coding region runs from base 1 to 3225 and encodes 1074 amino acids. Gene Ontology annotation, molecular function: metal ion binding. NCBI's taxonomy places the organism in Eukaryota, Fungi, Basidiomycota, Agaricomycetes, Polyporales, Laetiporaceae.
AUGCCUCCAACACCCAUCUCUCCUAGCGCCGUGCACAUCAUUCUGCAGUACAUCGCGCCGCCCUCUCAGCUCACCCAGUCAAUUCCUCCACAUCUAUUAUCCAAGUCGCUCCUGCGGAGACAACACUUCCUCCAGCUCUCACCAGACAAUCCAUUGGAGUAUCUGUGCUGGCCUGGUUCCGCUGAUCAACGUGAGCACACCGUAGAACUACUGGAAAACGUGCCUCGCAACGACGAUCCGGUCGAUUACCCGGUGCAGUACACCCAAGAUGAGGAGCAAACCUUUGCUCACGUUGACCUGUCGUCCGGUCGCGACGAGGGAGUGAGGCUAGUUUUUGAGUGGGAUGACGUUGACGGCUGGAAAUAUCAUGAUGCCUCCCUCAUGCCUUUCCCUCCUGGUAGCCAUUCUGUUCUCCUUGACAGUCUAGGGCCUCAUCAUGAACGCCAGUCUACGCUGCCAGCGAGUUCGCAUGGGCAGGUCAUGGAGGGCUACAGCAGUGACUUUGGAGAUGAUGACUAUUGGAAUGCAUACGGAUCGCAAGAUGACGGUACCUCGCUCGAAGAUCGCCACUUAAAUGCGACUAAGGACGGAGAGGCAGGAACAGAAGAUGCCUAUUGGGCCCGCUAUUCUUCAGUCCACGGCACAGCCGAUUCCACUCAGCCGUCUCCUCCUCAACUCAAACGUAGGCUUCCGCGAGCGGGGUAUGACCACGAGACGGGGCGACAUUCCACUGAUCCCAUGCGCUUCUUAACGGGUGCGGAUCCACACAGCAUUCCUCUGUCUAUCCCUUCUUCCGUCAUCCCUCGUCCAAACCUUCAUUCGAAGUGGGAUCCGGCCUCUCCCCGCACUCUAGCCAGUCUUCUCGCGGCACUGCCGCCCCGCGCAAGUCUCUCACCAAAGCUGGCGCCUUCUUUUGACGAGGUGGACGACUUCGGAUCAGACGUGCCAUCGCCUACUGUCGGCGGUAGCACCGAGAGCCACGUGUCGGAUACGGCUUUACUGCAGAACGAGUCAAAUUCCCCAGUGCCCGUGCUCGAUGUUGAGAACAAAUGGAUAGACAUCGAGAACGAUUUCGAGGGAGGGCGUCCUGUUAAGCAGAAGAAUUGCGACAGUGACGAAGCGGGUAUAGAAGUAGUGGCUUUGCGGGAUGGUAUCCGAGGACUGACACCCCUACUCUGCCGCGGCCUGGCGAAGGUCAUGUCCGAGGAUGAUCUGACCACGACAUCAAGGGCCGACUUAGAGACCUGUAUGUACACGUUGCAUACGCAUGGGCGCAUACCGACCACUUUGGAAGCCUUGUUCCACAAGACCGUCACGAGAAAUGUUGCGCUCGAGACGCGUGUCGAGGAGCUCGAAAGAGAGCUUGCCGUUUGGAAGGCAGCACUAAAGACUGCCGACGAGGACAAUAAGACGCUGAACAAGACUAUCUAUCGGCUGGAGCGUAGCAUUGGUUCUCUAAGAGAGGACAAUCCACUGAUUCUAUGCCUCAUUGACGGAGAUGGCAACAUAUUCUCGCCAGAGCUCCUGGCUAUGGGUCAAGUGGGAGGCCGACAGGCUGCCAUGCUCCUCACCAAAGGGAUCACGGAUUAUCUGGAUAGUAUCGACUCGCCGGAUGACGCCAUGCUCGGACGCGCACAAUUCUGGCUCACUAUCUAUUGUAAUAAGAGCGGACUGCAAGAGGCUCUUACACAGAAUGAUGUGUGCACUGCUGAGCAAUUCGAAGCGUUCUUUAUUGGAUUCAAUCAAGCGACACCUUUGUUCUCGAUGGUCGACGUCGGCAAUGGCAAAGAGGCCGCAGACGCUAAGAUUAAAGAAUUCCUGCGAGUCUUCACGCGUUUCCCGCAAACAUCAAGAGUGUUCUUCGGAGGCGCGCACGACAACGGUUACACAUCGACUCUUAACUAUCUGCAUAAUGAGGGCCUACUUGACAAAGUUAUUCUCCUUAGAGGAUAUAAGGAGCUUGCAUACGAAAUCAAAGGGCUUGAGCUGCCAUAUAUUGAGAUAGAAGGCUUAUUCCUCACGAAAAAGCUAUUCUCCCAACAUCAUAAAAAAGCAUCCGCACCAAAUACGGCGGGGCAAACGGUGCAAAUGCAUGAGAGCGAGAAACAACGCAGCAAGUCAAUCACUCCAAGUCGAGGGAACCCUAAUGCUAGCCCACUCAGGAAACCCAGACAACUGGAUUCCAAUCAGAGACCUCCGCCUUGUAACUUCUACUACCUAGCCGAAUGUAAACAGGGACAGAACUGCCGCUUUGCACAUGACUAUGUCCUUCUACCUGAUCAGCUUAUGGAGCUGCGCGAGAAUGCGCGCAAGUGGCCGUGCCCUUUCGUAAACAGAGGACAGCAAUGCCACCUUGGUAACAAUUGUGUUAUGGGCCAUUAUUGCCCAAAGGGUGCUCGCUGUUCCUUUGCCAAGCAAGGAAAAUGCAAAUUCAAAACUGCACAGAAACAAGCAGCACCUCGCAAACGGAAGGUGUCGGCGAUUGAGAAGCACGAGGAUGACAAUGUGGAUGCUUCGCCGACGAAGAGUGCACGGAUCGAGAAUACAGGCAGUGGAGAAGAAACUGUGUUGCGCAGGAGCGGUCGGAAUCGAGGCAAGACGAUCAACUACAACGGAGAUAGCUUUGAACGUACCGGAUCUCGCUUGGCGAGCGUCGAACCUGGUAUCCGCAAGAUGGAAGCUGAGCCGAGAAGCGCGAACAAGAGAGUGCACGAUCCGAAAACAUUUGGUGCUAUACCACGCAUCGCAGUCGGCACCUGGUGGGAGACGAGGCCCUGGGUUGCAGGGAUUUCAGGAGGUUCUGAAGGAGCCUAUUCCAUCGCACUAUCCGGUGGCUACGAAGACGACGUGGAUCUUGGUGAAGGCUUUACUUUCACUGGCGCAGGAGGGCGAGACCUAAGAGGCACCACGACAGCACCUAAGAACCUGCGGACCGCGCCGCAGAGUUGCGAUCAAUCGUUCGAGAAUCGCCUGAACAAGGCUUUGCAAAUUUCUUGCCAAACGAAGAAGCCGGUGCGCGUGAUCCGUGGAUACAAACUGAACUCUCCUUACGCGCCGAGCGAGGGCUAUCGUUAUGACGGGCUUUACACGGUUGAGAAGCGGGUACCGGGUCAGCCUCCACUCCAACUCGCACCUCAAAAUGCCGAAACCAAUACGGACACGAAGGAUGAAGUAGACGAGGUCGCUGACAUCAAGCCUGAAAGCUCGGACGAAGUCACUCAGUGA